CUAUUCGCCCUCCUCCUUCUCCUCCCCCCUCCUCCUCCUCUCUGGCAUUUUGUGCAGCGGAGGAGGAAAGGAGGAGAGACUGCUGAGGAGAAGACAGAGGGGACCCUGAGACAACACGUCCCACGCCAGAGCCAGACAGCCAGGGAACUUUGAUUUGACGCCAAGUAGCCUAGCCUGCGAUGAAAAUGACGAUGAAGAGAAAGAGCCACGUUUCUCGUUCUUGGGAGGUUUAGAUAUGUCGGGCGUGUGCAACAUAUGAUGUCCUUGGACUCAUAUGCUCAAUGAAGAAUUAUUUUUCUGUGAUUUCGCUCCUCAAUUCGCUGAUGGUGCCGCUUCGUUGUGCCUGCACUUAGGUCAGCCGAGCGCAUUGUUUCCAGCUCCGUUGUAUAUGGGAUUUCCAGCCGUGAUGUCUGCAAUAUUUCGCUCUUUGUUUCUGGUUCUAUUCAGCCUGCUGUCAGUGGGUGCCCAGACGGAGAUGAAGAAGGUCGUUGGGGACAAUGCCACCUUACCAUGCCACCACCAGUUCCCGCCAUCCAGCUCUCUUGACAUUGAGUGGCUACUGCAGAAACCAAGCUCCAAACAGAAAGUGAUUAUUACCUUCUUUGGAGGCCAGGUGUACACCAAUGAGGCGACAGGCAGUGAGGCCAGCCGUCUUUCCUUUGCUGGGGAGUACCUGGGGGGAGACGCCUCCCUGCUGAUCAGUGACCUCCUGCUGACCGACUCUGGGGAAUACUACUGUAAAGUCAAGACUGGGGGAAAGUACCACUGGAGCCAGGUCAACCUCAUUGUGCUGGUCAAACCCUCCAAGCCUAGAUGCUGGAUGGAUGGCAAACUCCUGGAGGGCAGUGAUGUCAAGCUGAGCUGUAAGUCCAGCGAUGGUUCUGACCCCAUCAGCUACAAGUGGGAGCGAGUACUAGACAAAGGCAAGAGUCUGGGCAAAUUGCCAAACCUGGCACUGAUAGAUCUCAAGAACCCAGAGAUUGUGACCCUGAGGAAUCUCACCAUGGACAGCACAGGUGUCUACAGGUGCACAGCGAGCAAUGAUGUGGGAGAGGAAAACUGCACCAUUGAGGUCACAAUGCAGCAUGUGAGGGAUGUAGGUAUGGUAGCAGGUGCAGUGGUGGGAAUAUCCCUUGGUGUCCUCAUUGUCAUAUUAAUCAUCUGGCUCGUCUUCCGGAAGAAAGAGAAAAAGAAGUAUGAGGAGGAGGAGACUCCAAAUGAGAUCAGGGAGGAUGCAGAGGCUCCCAAGGCCAAGCUAGUGAAGCCCAACUCCCUGUCCUCGUCUCGUUCCGGCAGCUCACGCUCUGGAGCCUCCUCCACCCAGUCCAUGGUGCACAACAGCGCCCAGCGUGGUCACCGCCCCCGCCCACCUGCUGUAGCAGCUCUCAAGGAAAACGGACAGCCUCCAGGCUUCCCCCAGUCCCCUCCAGCCUACACUGCAGUGGUGCCCUCCAAGACCCCCGAGCCCCCUGCCACUCCCAAAUACAACUCCAGGAACAUGUCUGGGCCCACACCCCCCACCCUCAUGGUCCCUGCCCAGACCAAGGCUUUUCAGACUGUGUAGGACUGAAAGCCAACCCCUUCAUGCAGCCAUGUGAGACUCCCAUCCCAGCCCAAGCCCCCUAGUCCCCUCCCAAAGACUAAGACUCUUCCAUAAACAAAGAAAUGCAACUAGUUAAAAGGAUGUAAUUAAAAGAAUCAAUACUAUAAGUCCAAAAGUACUUUUCAUGAAUGCAUACUUAAAAAGGGAAAAUAAGAUAUGCUUGCCCCCUACUGAAUUACAUAAAACAACAAAAAAAAGAAAAAACAAGACCCGAGAUGCAACACUGUUUGUGUCUCAUGGCUAAAGGCAGAACUUAUUUUCUGAGUUCCUUCUUUUAGCUUUGGAAGCUGCAGGGUAGCACCAUGUGCAGCGAGGUAGAAGGGGCCCCCUAGUAGAGCUUUUAUUUAUUUAUCAAAUCAAAGGGUUAGGGCAUGCAGUGGAGAAAAAGAGGGGGAAAAGGGGAGACAGUAAAAGCUGGAUAAUAAAGUAGAGCCAAACCCUCAGCCAGGUACCAAUGGAGUCAUACAUCUGGUGGGCUUUGGUUGUCGGCAAAUACAAGAUGGAUACAAGCAGGGUGGAAACAAGGAGGAAGAAAGUUCAAGAGUGUAAGACAGCUACUGGUUUGUUUGAUUUUUUCUGGGAGGAGGGGGGGUUGGGUGGCGUGAUUCUUUGAUUCAUGUCACCCUGCAUCUCCGACUCGCUGUCUCCAGCACAUGCUCUGAAACCACAAACCCCUUUGCCUCCCAUGGGCUGGGCUGAUUGCGCCCAUCCAUGUGGACAGACACAAUGUGCGGCAUGUGCAUUAUCUGCCUCGGUGCUCUCUGUCUUUCGUGCUCUCAUAACGAACCUGUGAGAAACCACGACAGUCCUGAGACUGACUCAGCUGGCUCACAAACAGCUCAUCUGCUUUAACAAUCAGCAGGGGAAACUUCAGGUACAUGGAUGUAGCAUUGACAGUGGAGUCAAAUCAGUGGAGUUGUUACCCCCCUCCCAUAUCCUGUCUACAUCUAUGGACCUUUUCUGGUACUGAAUAUCUUCCCUGAAUAAUUAAAUAGUAUGUAUUAGGCCUAUAGCAAGUCAAUACUUUAAAUAUAGGGGAUAAGCAUCUAUUAGACCAGCUGGACUUGUUUUUAUUUUAUUUUGUCUCUUCUCUCUGAACAGGUUGUAAAGGGUGACAGACAGCUAUAUGUCCAUUCAUCCAUAUUAAGAAGUGCCACCAAUCCCUAGGAUGGGUUAUUAUUGUUGCUUUUUUUACUCUUUUGUUUACCUGCUACAUUUCUGAACUGAAACCAAAAUCUGUCACCAUGAAUGUGUGAUGUACAAAGAUGGUGGACCCCAUUAGUUUCCUAUAAGGUACUGAAUCAAUAUUCGAGCUAAGGCACAAAGAAUUGACUUUGACGUUCAAUUUUACAAUUACUAUGUCUGAAUGAAGGGAGCAAGGAGUAUGAUUCUGUAGACUUCAAUUGUAUAGGGAGUGUAUGGUAUCAUUGUCAGUACUCUCCCUGGAUCCAUAACAAUGGAGUGGCACUCGAUUGCUGUCUCACUGAAUCACCGGGUCCUGCUUGGUUAUUGGUCGAGCUGUGCUAUCAGCCAAUCCCCAUUUGUCGUAUCCUCAGACAGACCCAGUGCAGUUUGAUUGAAAGUAUCUGGAAAAAAAGGCAAGUAGCCUAUCUAGUGUGCCUUUGCAAUCCCUUUUCCUUUUGAUGGUUUCUUUCUUUGUCCUUAUCUUCAGCACACCAGUGGUUAAGUCUCUGUUCACAUCCAGUUUUGAGGGUUAACAGUGGCAAAUACUGAGAGAUACAACUUCAAAAACUUGCCCUAGUAAUAACAGAUGCAGCCUACGGAGCACCAAGCAGAGUGAAUUAUCCAUGGUGAGAAAGCAAUCCCAUGCCAUGGGACAAUGUACUGUACAUUCUGUAAUCAGUCUUGUUUUAUAUUGUACAUACAGAUAGAUAUACGCACAUGAUGUCAUAUAAUUUAAUAAAUAAGGGUAAGUGAGGGGAGAUAUACCCCUUACAAAAGAGUCAAAUGGGACCCAAAAGUGAAUUUAAACCUUGUGUUUUUUUACACAUGUUGUGUAAUAAGUGAAGCCCCCUAUUCUGAUGUCAUUUUUGACAUUUUUAUCUUUGAACUCAUGUAUUCAUUGGAAAACAAUAUUAUCAUAUGUAAUCAAAGGUGCAAGUGUAGGGAAAAAAAUUUAAUCUUGUGCAAAACAAAAUAUCUUCACAACUACUGGCCAGAUUCUCAUGAGAUGUAGUAUGGAUUUUAUUGAUCUCCUGAGAAUAAUUUCUUCUGAUUUUAGUGACCCUGUGACCUUUUGCACCAUUGGGUCAAAAUUUCCCCUUGAAAUGGGCAUUAACAAGUUAUCUUGAAAAGUACCUGCCAGAUUUCCAUAAAAAUCUGCUACAAGAAUUUAUAGUCAACACAUAAUGAAUAUUUUGAUGAACCCUGACCUUUAAUCUGGCACGCCAUCCAAGAUUUCCACUUGUGCAUGAGAUAUAUCAAAAAUCCAGUGGCAGAUUGGCAUGAAAUUGUGUGAGCAUGUUCAUACUAUCAAAGGAAAUGAGCUGUUUUUAUUUUAGUGACUCCAUGGCCUUUACUCUCAGGACAAACUUAACAAUUUAAGCUCCACUACUGGUUCUAAGAAGAGCAAUUAUCCAACACGUUAAUAUUAUAGUGUGUAAUGAAUAUUGCUAUUCUCUCUGGGCUGGUAGCGGGGCUUUAGUCGUGUUUCACUUGUAAAUCAAAAUUUUCACACUAAAGUAAAACGUGUCAGAUAAGAUGAAGUAAUUCAACUUCAAAAGUUUUGAAAACCAACAUCUGUCUGAAAAGCACAUGUAGUUUGACUUCACAUGCGGGAUUUUACAUGUGACUUAACUGUAAGGGAAGAUACUAAGAGAAAUGCCUUUUAUAUUCAAAUAGAGACAGCAGAUCAUAUUUGAGCAGGGAAGCUACUGUGUGUGUGUGUGGGUGGGUGUCUGUGCGUGCGUGCGUGCUUGCGUGCAUGUAUGCAUGUUUGUGAAUGUGUGUGAGUGUGUAUGUGUGGGUGUGUGCAUGUAAAUUCAGUAUAAGCCCUUGGGCCACACCCACACAUUCUCAUGUUAGCCAUUCAAGGAGAGGAUCCAGUCAGGCAAAGUAACCUCUACCCAAAUUGAUAUGACUGCAGACUGGCAGUGUUUAUUUUAGUUUUCACUGACUUAUAUGCCUAUUGCACUUGGCUUCACAGACAGCAGUCAUGUUUUUGCUUGUGGGGGUGGCGUCUCGAGACAAAGCACGUCCAUAAUUCAUAACUAUUGUCAGCUCUGGAGGCCACUUGUACGCUCCCUCCGUGCUCUUGCUGUCUCUUAACAUAGAAUGCACUUGGCCCUGGGUGCACUGAUGGCAUCUCAAGGCACACACACACAGUUGUAUGUACAUACACAUAAACAGGUACAGGUGACACAUUCAGGUCCACACAGACACACAGGUGUGUGCUUCAUGCACAGUAACAGUUGCACAUGCACACAUGCGCUCACAAACACACACACACAGUUUGCACAAACAAAAGCCCAAACAGCAGUCCUUGUUAUUUCUGCUCCUUCAGAAUCAAUUUGAUGGAUCGAAUGUCUGGAGGUAUUACGACUGACUGAUGGAACCAGGAUACUAAAUGCAGCACAGAAAGGGACACUGCAUCACCCAGUGGACAUCUGCACACACACACACACACACACACACACACACACACACACACACAUACAAACACAGAUAUAUAAAAACAGCUACUGUAACAAAACACGUGCAUGCAAACACACAUGCACUCGGAAAGACAGACACUGCUAUGCAUUCUAACAAUCUGGAUAGCAUAUGCUUCAAGACUUUUUUCAUGGGAAUCUGCGAGAGUACUAUUGGGAAUCAGGAGAGGUAUAACAGGAUUGAUUUUGAGCCAGGGCUGUAGGCUCUUGCCACUGAAACUCCCUCCACCACAGAUGGAAGUAGCAGUGGUGGUGGAGGAUGGGAUGCAAGUCUUCCAGCUGUUAAAUUCCUCCAAGCUUUUUGAUUUGCUUUCCAGCAACUGCAAGUCUCAGGUGGCAGAUUCCCCCAGUUCAUGAGCCCUCGCGUUGCAUCUCUCCUCUCAUGUGUGCAGCUUUGUGGCCUGACAAACUUGCGCUCUUUCCAACAAAUUAAUUUUAAGGAGCUUUUGUCAGUUCAGUAGAGAGUGGAGGAGGAAAGAGUGUCAGCAGCACAUCCGAUAGCACUCUUUAAAACAGUAUCCAUCAGCACUAUAUAUUGUCUUAUUAUCAACACUCAAAGGUGCAGUAAACAUGAAAUCAUUCAUGGUUAUCCUGCGUUAUAUGAUAGGAGUAUGAAUCUCAUGUAGCCACAAUGUUUCAUGUUCUAUUAAGCAGUUUUAUUUCUGAUUAAAGCUGUUGAGCACGGCAAAGUGAUGCUCAGACUUUGUGGUUUGGCCUUGUAUGUCAGUAUGGGGAAUGUGAUGUAUUGUUACUUUUUAGAGAGGAGAUGGACGGGGCUGUAGUCAACCUCAAGAAGGAAAGCAAAGGUACCUGCAUGUCUUAGGAGAUUGAGCAGAUGAAAGGGAAUGCUUUGCUUUGAUGUAACAUAACUGUAUUCGGCUAAAAAUAGUUUUAAAAAAAGAAAAAAAAAAGAAAAUCUACAAUUGUAAAUAUAUUCACAGAAAAUUUUAUGAAGCUUUAUUUUUGUCUUCUUCUUUAUUUUGAAUUUAUCAUCCAUGUACUUUGCACUUUUUUGUGUGCUGUGCUCAUCACCGGCCUGUGUGGGAUCUGUGUGAUUGGCUGUUUCUCUUGACUACAUUGUUUCGUUGUCGGGGGAGACACGCUCAGCGCGGCGUUACAAAAGGGAAAUGAAAGACAUUUUUAUUUUCUUUACUCUCAUCUGUUUUUCUGCCGUGGCUUCUCUUUGGUUUUGUAAAACAGUACAGGAUUUUUUGUUUGCUCGUUUGAUGAAAACAAUCCAUGUAAAUAUCACAAGUAAAAAAAUGUAUAUUUUUACGACUUCUGAGUUAUUACUCUUUCAUUUGCAAAUAAAAUAUUCAAUGACAACUUAA
Molecule: messenger RNA, 6605 nt
Organism: Siniperca chuatsi (mandarin fish)
Lineage: Eukaryota; Metazoa; Chordata; Actinopteri; Centrarchiformes; Sinipercidae
Gene: clmpb
Product: CXADR like membrane protein b
Exons: 7
Coding region: 275-1564 (429 amino acids)
Cellular component (GO): cytoplasmic microtubule; cell surface; membrane
Source: RefSeq, a predicted model, not a curated record